AUGUUUUGUUGUAAACGCCAGCCUGUCAUUUUGUAUCUCUUGGGUGUGUUGACUGGAAUCUUGCUCUUCUCGUUACUACAGUUUCAAGUUCACGAUCAGACAUAUGGACACAAUACUGAUGAUUUUGUUCCCCAGGCACCGCCUUUAUCCGGAAAUUCUACUGAAGAAAACACAUACUUUUUCUACAAGCACGAACACGGUAAGAUUUUAAGCCUUUUUGUUUUUAUAAAAGUUCAUAAAAAAAAAGAUUUUUUUUUAUUUAAAAAAGCUCGGCUUCGGCAAAAAUUUACGAAAUUUUGUCACUAUGUAUGUAAAAAAUGUCGAGCGAAUAUUACCUUGGUCCCCCUUCCUUACCAUUUUUUUCGUUCGACUCCAGCCUUUGGCAAUGCCACUGACGCAAGGUGCCCCUUGCAAAAAUACCGUAUUUCACAGGGGUAUCACCACUCUAAAAUUACUUUGUGAUUUUUAGGGGAAAGUGCUGUAGUCAAGGAGUUGAAGAAAAGAGUGCGGAUUCUUUGCUGGAUAAUGACUCACAACUCCAAAAAUGGAAAUAUGAGAGCGACUGCAGUCAACCGAACCUGGGGUCCCAAGUGUGACAAGUAUUUAUUUGUGUCCACCAAUGUGUCAUCUUUGCCAUCAGUUGACUUGAAUGUUACAGAAGGCCGAAAAUAUUUGUGGCAAAAAACAAAGAGAGCCUUCAAAUACGUUUACGAUCACUACGGAAGCGAAUACGACUGGUUUGUGAAAGCAGAUGACGAUACGUUUAUGUUCGUCGAGAAUCUCCGCUUCAUGUUGAUGAACUACAACAAGGAGGAGCCAAUUUAUUUUGGAUGUAACUUCAAAGUAAUUGUAAGAACGGGGUAUAUGAGUGGAGGAGCCGGCUAUAUUCUAAGUCAUGAAGCCCUAAGGCGAUUCGUGGAGGAUGGACUGUCUGAUCCAAAGAAAUGCAAAGCUGCGGACACGGGAGAUGAAGAUGUGGAGGUUGGAAGAUGUUUGGGGAAACUGGGAGUCAUCCUUGGGGACUCUAGGGACGCCUCGGUAAGUGAUGAACAUUUUUAAAUAAUCGAUUUUAGGGGAGACAUCGAAUGCUUCCAAUGGCUCCUGAAAUACACUUUGGUUCAGAAAAUAAAGGUAAAAUUCCCGAUUGGUUUGAAAACUACACUCGUUAUCCCAUUUAUAAUGAGGUAAGUCAUUGUUUAUGGAAAACUACCCCGGAACACGUUUUCUACAAGCUGCUGAGCUUUUACUUGGUAAAUUUGAAUUUUCAGAAAGGCGAAUGUUGCUCCGAUUACAUGAUCUCUUUCCAUUACGUCUCCGGUGCCAAGAUGUAUGCACUGUAUAACCUGGUGUAUCAUGUUAGAGUCUUCGGCGUCACCGAUGAACAUCUUCUCUUGGGUGCUCCAAAUCUUGGCCAGAAAUUGACGAAAAUAUCCAAGGAAUCGAACAGAGAGUUGGGCUCGAGGAGAAAAAAGUGA
Bursaphelenchus xylophilus (pine wood nematode) is the source of this 1475-nucleotide messenger RNA. NCBI's taxonomy places the organism in Eukaryota, Metazoa, Nematoda, Chromadorea, Rhabditida, Aphelenchoididae. The record is from the annotation of a GenBank genome assembly.